GUUAGAACCUGACUCAGUUUCAGGUUCAAGCGAAAUCGCCAUAAUAGAGUUACAGAUUGUCAAGUACUCUAUAGAUUUGAAAGGCGCGUUUCCAAUGAAACGUAUCCAUCAGAUCUUUUAUGACAAAUUGGGAGAUCUGGCCACCCUGGUGUACAGGCUGAAAUUAAUGAGGGCUAAGUUCGAGCAUUGCGUGUAAACAAGGCAAAGAAAAAUAGAAUUUGUAAUUUGUAAUUUAUUUAUCAGCAGAACGAAAACUUGUCAGUUACAUAAACUUUGUAUCAAGUCAAGGAAUCAGUGGAGUCGAGGAAACAUCAAUCAGUUUGAUAUCUGCGGAGGUGGAAAAUAAAUUGUGCUCCGUGUUCUGAUGAAUUUGUGAUAGUUAUCAACAUAUUUUUGAAAAGUGAAAGAUUACUUGUAGCGCUUAUCAAUUAGUGGAGUGUAUUUCGAUAGCAAGUCAAUUGACGUUGGCUGCACGGUCCAGUUGACGAUUUGCGUAAAUUGAGAUUUUGCCCCAGCUUGGCGUUCAGCAAACUGCUGUUUGUAGCUGAUUGGAAUAUAAUGGUGAGAAAUUUUUCUGCGGUUUAGCUACAUAGAUAGCUACUAUAUGGAAUGAUGCUAGUGAUGUAUGCUUAUAUUGGCGCUUUGGGUGGAUGACAUCAUCGAUGCUUCGGCAAUGAGCGGCUGUGGACUGCUGGUUUCGGUGAUCAAAACUCUCGAUGCCAGUGAAACGAACGAGCAGCGGGAGCGGGAAAAGCACAAGAUCGAAAGAGAGUUCCGCAAAACUGAUCAAAGGCUCAACGAACUUGUCUCGCGGAACGAUGGCGAUCUUACUCGAGUUAUGCAGCUGUUCGGCAAGGUGUCGACUCAGAUUACUAGUUCCCGGGAAAGAAUUCAUGUUGUAGAGGAAAAUCUGCAGACGUGUAAGCAGUUACUGCGAUGCCGGCGGGAGGAACUGAAGAAGUUAUACACGGAUGCCGUCCAGCACAAGUAUGUGCUGGAUUUGGGUCAGGUCAACGAACUGCGCCGGACUCCCCAGCAACUGGCUUCUUUCAUGGGCAAGAAACAUUAUUUACACGCCACAAAACUGCUCAUGUCGGCCAUUGAGGUGACCGAGAGUCCGCUGAAAGAUGUGGGAGGUCUGAACGAUCUGCGGCAAGACUUUGAGAACAAACUGCAGCAGUUGUACGGGAAGUUACUAGAGGAACUGAACAAGCAUCUGUACGUUUCAAGUACGGCUGAAGUGCUGCAGAGCUUCCAACGGCAGAGCUCCGGACGGAAUAGUCAGUAUACAGCCAGUACAGCAGCAUCGCCGUUCCAGCGGAACGUCCUGCGGCGUUCCGCCGAACGAAUGGAAGCUAAUACGAAGGCCAGAAGGGCGUUGUUUGAAAUUGCACAGAAUGGUUAUCUCGAUGUCGACAAGAGUGAAAUCAUCGAAGACACAGAUCUGCUGGAUCCAGAUGUCAAUUCCACUUAUUUUAUAGGAAUCAUAAUUGAGUGCUUUGCGUUGUUGAAUAAAGUGCCUGAAUCUAUAGAGUCUAUAAGAGUACAAAUGCAAAGCGAACUGCUAACGAUCGUCACAAGGUCCACUCAUCACAUUAUCAUGCUCAAUCAGCAGCAGCAACAAACGAACCAGUACCAACCCCAGUACGGAAAUCCUUCGGCAAACGCCGAUGAACAACGAGAGGAAAACAUUCCUAUACUCGAACUGUUGGAUUUAGUGUUCAAACAGUUGAAACUGAUUGCCACCGCUCAUCAGUUAACGCUGAAAAACUACCACAACGUAAUGCAUCGCUACAACCUCACCCAGGUAAAGGCGUACGAUUUGAUCGAGUACUGGGGACAAGCGCAGGCAGUGUUGAAGUUGGUUCUGACAGACUACUUGGACAUUCAGAAUGACAGCAGUGAUGAGUUGAUGCGGGCGCAGUUCACAGAGCAGACGACCAACAUCAAUACGUUUUUUAGCCGACGGAAAAUUCAGGGCAAAAAGAUGCUGUUCAAAUUUGACAAGUCUUCUCACACGGCCUUACUGGAACCGGAUGCUGGCGGGAAAGAGCAUCGCCGGAACCCGUCAAAUGUGUCCAACAGUACGGCUAAGGAGGACGCGUUGAAUCAGUCGGGAAGUAAUGGGCGUGAAUUGUUGAAUGCUAGCUUCAGUAAUAAGCAAAUUUCUGGGCCUCUGGGACCAGAUCGGAAGAAACAGGAACGAUCUCUUGUAUGCGCGCCGGAUGCUGCUUUGGUGCGACAGAUUUAUCUACCAAUGAUGGGUUACAUUCAUGAAAUCGAAGGUUUUAUGAAGUGUAAAUCAGGUCAACUGUGUAGUUUGAACACUUUUUUGGCAAACUACGUGAAGGACGCAUAUCUGGCACGAGGACAUAAUCGGAAUCUACAGUUGACGAUAGAAUCGCUGUCGAAGACUCAGGACGCUUGGCGUUCAAUCAUCACACCGGAGGAAAUGAAGAGACUUGGGUUGACGCGACCACUUCUACAGAAUACCGUUCUGGUCGAAAGUCGAAUCUCCGAAACCAAAAAACUUAUCCUGGAUCUACCCACGUACUCCGACGAACUGCUCAAAAUGGUUUGUUCGUUGUUGAAAACCUAUCGGGAAACCUGUCAGGCUGCCUACCGAGGAAUCGUUCAACCCGAAACUGAGGACAAGCGGAUCUACAGCGUAGCUUGGCUGAAGGAUGACGACAUAACCAGAUUCCUCAAAUCCCUCCCCAACUGGACAGAUCUCAAAACGUACAACGCUCGGCACCGGCAGCAGCAAUCGAACCAGAAGCGACUGAUGAAGACGGAACCGUCGGAAGAGGAAAGUCCGACGGCUGUACAACAACGAAAUGUUCGCGAGGCUGAAAUGUUGACCAGCAAUCUCGGUGAAGGAGGCAUUUCGCAGCAGGAAAUCCUUUCCGAUAUUGGGGUGCUAAAAGAGCUAAUUCCACGAUUGCCAAGAGGAAUCAGGAAAAAUGAUGCAUUUUGUAAUGGAUUUGACAGUAAAAUUCAAUUGUUUUUCAAUGAUUUUAUGUAUUUGAAAAGGUUCGUUUGUAAAUGUUUUCUUUGAAGUAUAAAAUAAAUAGUUUUCAAAAUAUGUCGUAAAAAUAAUGGUGCCAAAUUUUAUUGGACACAGCUUAUAGAUUUUAUUUCUUAGUAACAGUAUGUUUUAUCAUAUUUGAAUGAUCAAAAUGUAAAAAAUCAAGUAGCGAUAGGUCGAAUACAGAUUAUAUUCGGAUUUCUUUUUUUUUUCAAAUCAUUGUCAAGUCUAUGGAAAUUAGAGCAAUUAAAUGUUUAUCAUGUUUCUCUAUUGUAGGGUAAAUAAAUAAAACUCGAACGUUCUGAGAGAGAUGUUCCUAAUAAUGCCAUUGCUAAGCAUUCGUUCAGAAAAUAAAUCUAGUUUCGUCCUUCUCAAAUGGUAAAA
This is a messenger RNA of Topomyia yanbarensis, 3412 nucleotides long. Its product is annotated as exocyst complex component 4-like. Gene Ontology annotation, biological process: exocytosis; Golgi to plasma membrane transport; chemical synaptic transmission. The record is from RefSeq and is a predicted model, not a curated record. Lineage: Eukaryota; Metazoa; Arthropoda; Insecta; Diptera; Culicidae. Gene Ontology annotation, cellular component: growth cone membrane; synapse; exocyst.